Messenger RNA from Truncatella angustata, 1482 nucleotides. RefSeq lists its product as uncharacterized. Bases 1 to 1482 code for a protein of 493 amino acids. NCBI's taxonomy places the organism in Eukaryota, Fungi, Ascomycota, Sordariomycetes, Amphisphaeriales, Sporocadaceae. The record is from RefSeq and is a predicted model, not a curated record. The transcript has 2 exons.
AUGACACGACCAGAUCAUCAUCAUCAUCAUCAUCAUCAUCAUUAUCAGAUGAGAGCAUCAAGCGACACUGAGUCUGAUGAUACAGUGGCCCGCGAGCACUACGAAGUCAGCGACACCAAGUGCGAGUUCCCUCGCCUGCCUCGAAAGGCCUCCUACAGACCGUUCAAACUAAUAGCACUAUACCUCCCCUGGAUAUUGAUUGCAUUAUUCGGGGUCCUUCAACUGGCAAUUUUUGGCAUCAUAAUUGCCUCCGUGAAUACCGAUAAUACCGGCUUUGAACCCGAUUCUGCCACAUUCGCACUUUACAAGAACAGCCGCUUCGCGCAUUGCUCUUCGGUUGCCCCUAGCCCCACGAAUUGCACUUCGAUAUUGAGAGGUCUUGAGAAGGAUUACAAAUAUGAAGUGUGGGAACAGGCGGGGGUAACAUACAUUCCCAGACCGACAAUAUAUGGGCUUGACGGUGAUUCGUUUGAAUGGUGCGAAAUCAUCAGUUGCUUUCAAGAUUUCAAAGUAAUUCCAUCAAGACCGCUACCUUCAGCUAUUCGAUUUACGGACCUAACGGCCUGGAGCAACGCGACUAUCUUCGCACUGCUUGCACUCUGGGGGUUCAACAAGCGAAACCGCGCUCUAUAUAAUGAAUCAUCUGUCUGCAAGGGACGCAAGGAGCUAGGGAUUAUUGAUUGGAUAGACAUUGCAUAUACCAUCGCUGGGCCUUUCGCCUGGUGGUGGAUAUCGUUCUUCCAACUGGUAACAGAUCCGGUCCAAUCGACAUCCCUUUCCAUUCUAGCCUGUGUUGCUAUCUGGAGUAAGGCCAUGGAUCUCAGAUUUCACCCCUACUCCUGCGCGCUUCGUCAACAACCCACCAUCAAACGCUGGGCACCCCGCGUGCUCUACACCUUGGCGUUGGUGCAGUGGGUUGCUACGAUAUACCCAUUGCUACAUCUCGGAUGGGAUGAUGGUUCCCUUUACACAAGCUACGAAUGCCUUCAAGACAGAAUUACAGCAGCUCCUGGGAUAUCUUCCUGCUCAGCAGAGGAGCUCUGCUCCAAAUCGUGGAUGCUCAGCUCGCUUCCGUUCUACUUUAACUUGAGCACUGGAGGGCCAGCCCUAUACAUCCUGACCUUCGCGUCUGCAACCGCCGCCGCCUUGUCCCCGACCGUCAUAACGCUCGUACAGACCAUUAGAAAGAAGGCUUUCUCAAACGACGAAUGGUCUUGGCGCGAAAUCAAAUUGCAUUGGCAUAGGUGGGACAUUGGUCCUAUCGCAGGGCCUGCAUCAGCGGGAAUACUCAUGACUUUUGCUCAGGUAUUUUACCUAUAUAUCGUCAUAUCAACGCGAAGUGAACGUAACCGCCAAGCACCGGUUACAUUCGAUAUUGAGUGUAAUGCGGUACAUGUAGGGUUAAGUUCGUGGAGGUAUUACCUUGACGUGAACGUUGCCUCUCGGGCUCUGCGGAUCGCGAAAGCGUGGUUUAAUGCUUAG